AUGGUAGCACCAGCAGAUCUUCCUUUAGUAACAGUAGACGCUAUAGAUAAGGUUUACCCCGCAGAUAGAGUAGCGGCACAGGGUGUGCGCUGGAACAACCUCGUUGAAGACUUCAAGAAGACCUAUGGCUACAAGCCAACUUGUAUUGUAAGAGCUCCAGGAAGAGUAAACUUGAUUGGUGAACAUAUCGAUCACGCUCUAUUCGGUGUCGUUCCAAUGGCUAUCGUACCGGAUGUCAUCAUCGCUGUUGGACCACGUAAUGAUACAAAAGAAAUUAGAACAUCUAAUGUAGACAAGAAGUAUGGCCCUACUGCCUUCACGCCAUCUAAGAAUUCAAACGGUGAGGCCGUCGUCGAUAUCGACAUACGCCAAUUACAAUGGCAUUCAUACGUCAAAGCAGCUUUAUUGGGAUACCUCAAACAUCCUCACUCAGGUGGUGAUUCAAUCGGUUUGGAUUUGCUCUAUGAUGGUACAGUACCAGCUGGUUCUGGUUUAAGUAGCUCAGCUGCUAUGGUCAUCUCCUCUCUCCUUGCUAUGCUCACUGCAAAUGGUAAAGUAGAUGGUUUGACGAAGGGUGACUUGGUCAAAAUGUCAAUGGGUGCAGAAGGUAACGUCGGUGUGAAUACUGGUGGUAUGGAUCAGGCUGCUUCAGUCAUCUCCACGCCUGCUGCUGCAUUAUAUGUACAAUUCUAUCCAAACCUUGCGGGUGAACCAGUACCAAUUCCAAAAACCCAACCUGAAAUCAGCUUUGUCAUUGCCAACACUUUGGUGACAUCAGAUAAAGCAACCACAGCAAAAUUCAACUACAAUUUGAGAGUAGUUGAGACACUCGCUGGUGCAUCCCUCCUAGCCAAGAGGUUAGGAAUGAACUACAAGCCAAAAGAUAAGGUAGCAUAUAGACAAGUAGUCAGUGACUUGGCUGGUGGCGAGCAUUCUCUCACCGGUGCAGGUGUAAAUAAGAGUGACAUUACAGCUUCAUUGAGACAAGCAUUUAAGGACGCUUUAGACGCAAUCGAAAAGCACCUCGGUAACAGCGCGGAAAGGGAUGGAUUAACAGAAGAAGAAUUGAUCGCUGCUCUUGGAAUAUCAAAGGAAGAAUUUACCGAGAUUUACCUCAAGUUAGCGGUUGAACCAAUCGGUGGAAAAUACAGAUUACACAUUCGUGCUAAGCACAUCCUAGAAGAAGCACUCAGAGUAUUGGAGUUUAGGAAGACUAUUGAAACUGAAACCGAAUCAUUGCCUAAAGCAUUAGGUGAGAUAAUGAACAAAUCACAAGAGAGCUGCAGAGAUCAAUUCGGUUGCAGCUGUAAGGAAAUAGAUGAAAUUACGUCGAUCGCAUUAGAAGAAGGUGCACUCGGAUCAAGAUUAACAGGCGCUGGUUGGGGUGGAUCAACUGUCAGCUUAGUACCUGCCGAGAUUGUACCACAAUUUAUUGCCAAUGUCUCAAAGAGAUAUUCAAAAUACCAGGGUCUUCCACAAGAGCAACUAGAUCAAGCUAUCUUUGCUACACUUCCUUCAUCUGGCGCUUGCGAAACAGUACACAACAUCUAGUAUGAUUACUUUUGUUACAAAAAAGAUUUCAUGUAUCUCCUCGUUCUAGCAAAGCACCAGCGGCAUCUAUGUGUGCAUUUGUGAGUUCAUCAUCUUGUAUGUCCAGCUGCUCGAGUUGUUGGAGUUCCUCCGCCUGAUCUGUUUUACGUUUAGCGUAAGAUGGUAAUAACCAAUUGUCGUCAUCUUCAUCCUCAUCGUCGCUAUCGUCACUAUCUGAGAAGUUGAACUGAUGUGCAGCUUCCUGUUGUGCCACUUUGCUACUAGACAUCAUUUCAUCAACCAUACGUUGUGUUUCUUGUCGUUUGUGCUCCUCUCUUUGUAAAUUUAGGGAAUCUUCGACGCUAAUGAAUACUCUACUAUCAACCGGAGUUUCCUUAUACUUUCCUUUAUUUAUACUAAGCUUUGACAUAUCUUCAUUUAUACCAUUCUCCCGUAAUUCUUCUAAUCGCUUCUGUGCUUUACCCCUAUUAUCUGCUAUUUUCUCUGUUGGGACGAGAUUCCCAGCCGAUAAUCUAUCAAAUCUUGAAAUAAUAUCUUCUAAUUGCUUCACAUUUGUACACUUGUCGAUGUUAACCUUAUUAGAAGGUGGCUGACGCAAUAAAUUUCCUUUAGUUCUAUGAUAUUGCAAUCUCUGCUCUAAUGGUGGUAUACCAAUUGAUUUUGAUGUACCAGCUUCUGGUUUAUCAUCUAAAAUCAUCGGUGAAUCUGCUCGUUUUGCUUCUUGUAUUCUACCCGGUAGGUGUAACAUUUAUGACGGUAUUGGCC
Messenger RNA from Wallemia mellicola CBS 633.66, 2316 nucleotides. Its product is annotated as Galactokinase. The record is from RefSeq and is a predicted model, not a curated record. NCBI's taxonomy places the organism in Eukaryota, Fungi, Basidiomycota, Wallemiomycetes, Wallemiales, Wallemiaceae. Gene Ontology annotation, molecular function: ATP binding; galactokinase activity. Gene Ontology annotation, cellular component: cytoplasm; cytosol. The transcript is spliced from 6 exons. Gene Ontology annotation, biological process: galactose metabolic process; carbohydrate phosphorylation. Bases 1 to 1551 code for a protein of 516 amino acids.